Molecule: messenger RNA, 3415 nt
Organism: Haplochromis burtoni (Burton's mouthbrooder)
Lineage: Eukaryota; Metazoa; Chordata; Actinopteri; Cichliformes; Cichlidae
Product: cullin-1
Biological process (GO): protein ubiquitination; SCF-dependent proteasomal ubiquitin-dependent protein catabolic process
Cellular component (GO): SCF ubiquitin ligase complex
Molecular function (GO): ubiquitin protein ligase binding
Source: RefSeq, a predicted model, not a curated record
AGCCUGAAAGCAACUGCAGUCAGUGGCCGCGGCGCUGUGAGCUGAUCUUUGUGCGAACGAAGCAGCGCAGCAGUCGUAGUUAGCAACCGACAGCAAACACACUCGGAGACGGCGGCGGGACACCGAUUUUGGGACUGAAAAACAACUCAUCCGGCGAUUACAAAGUGACUGGGACUGCCUUAAAAUGGUCAUCUGGUGAAGACUUCCGAAGCUUUUAGGUGGAGGAGUGGCAGACAGCGCCACCCAGGCGUGCAGAGUGGGACCCCUUCCCGUCUCACAUAACCGACGACCAGCUUCCCGAGGCCGCCACCAUCGUCCCCAGAUGGACUCCAGACUCUGAGAAAAGAGCGAGGCAGUCGGGACCGAAAUCAAGCGAAGGAGAGGAGGCGCAGGGGGAGGAGCACACGCUCGCUGGAGCAGGAAAGGGAGGGCUUUGGUAGGGAGCGGAGAGGACACUGGGCUCCACCACGAUGUCGUCAAAUAGGACCCAGAACCCACACGGACUGAAACAGAUAGGCCUGGACCAGAUAUGGGACGACCUGCGGGCUGGCAUCCAGCAGGUGUACACGCGGCAAAGCAUGGCCAAGUCACGCUACAUGGAACUCUACACACAUGUAUAUAACUAUUGCACCAGCGUCCACCAGUCCAGCCAGGGCCGGGGCUCCGUGCCUCCAGCAAAGCCCUCCAAAAAGUCCACCACUCCAGGCGGGGCUCAGUUCGUAGGCCUGGAGCUCUACAAGCGGCUCAAGGAGUUCCUGAAGAACUACCUGACGAGCCUACUCAAGGAUGGCGAGGAUCUGAUGGACGAGUGCGUGUUGAAGUUUUACACCCAGCAGUGGGAGGACUACCGUUUCUCCAGUAAGGUCCUUAACGGGAUCUGCGCCUACCUCAACCGCCACUGGGUCAGACGAGAGUGUGACGAGGGACGCAAGGGCAUCUACGAGAUAUACUCGCUGGCACUCGUGACCUGGAGGGAGUGUUUAUUCCGACCCCUCAACAAACAGGUAACAAACGCCGUUCUGAAGCUGAUAGAGAGAGAGAGGAACGGUGAGACCAUCAACACCCGGCUCAUCAGUGGUGUUGUCCAGUCUUAUGUCGAGCUGGGCCUGAACGAGGAGGACGCCUUCGCCAAAGGCCCCACGCUGUCCGUGUACAAAGAGUACUUUGAAUGUCAGUUCCUCACUGACACAGAACGUUUCUACACGCGUGAGAGCACAGAGUUCCUGCAGCAGAACCCCGUCACAGAGUACAUGAAGAAGGCGGAGGCCCGUCUCCUGGAGGAGCAGCGGCGUGUGCAGGUUUACCUCCAUGAAUCCACCCAGGACGAACUGGCCCGAAAGUGUGAGCAAGUCCUGAUCGAGAAGCACCUGGAGAUCUUCCACACAGAGUUUCAGAACCUGCUGGACGCUGACAAGAACGAAGACCUGGGCAGGAUGUACAACCUGGUGUCGCGGAUCACAGACGGUCUGGGUGAGCUGAAGAAGCUUCUAGAGACCCACAUCCACAACCAGGGCCUGGCCGCCAUUGAGAAGUGCGGCGAGGCAGCGCUCAACGACCCCAAAGUGUACGUGCAGACCACCCUGGACGUCCAUAAGAAGUACAACGCUUUGGUCAUGUCUGCCUUCAACAACGACGCCGGCUUCGUGGCCGCACUCGACAAGGCGUGUGGUCGGUUCAUCAACAACAACGCCGUCACCAGGAUGGCUCAGUCGUCCAGCAAGUCUCCCGAGCUGCUGGCCAGAUACUGCGACUCUUUACUGAAGAAGAGCUCCAAAAACCCAGAGGAGGCUGAACUGGAGGACACUCUGAACCAAGUGAUGGUUGUGUUCAAGUACAUCGAGGACAAAGACGUUUUCCAGAAGUUUUACGCCAAGAUGCUGGCCAAACGUCUGGUCCACCAGAACAGCGCCAGCGACGACGCCGAGGCCAGCAUGAUCUCCAAACUCAAGUGGACUUCAGCAUCCAGGUUCUGAGCUCCGGCUCUUGGCCUUUCCAGCAGUCCUGCACCUUCGCUCUGCCCUCAGAGCUGGAGCGGAGCUAUCAGCGCUUCACGGCGUUCUACGCCAGCAGGCACAGCGGCAGGAAGCUGACCUGGCUGUAUCACCUGUCCAAAGGAGAGCUGGUCACCAACUGCUUCAAGAACAGGUACACGCUGCAGGCCUCCACCUUCCAGAUGGCUAUCCUGCUGCAGUACAACACGGAGGACAGCUACACGGUGCAGCAGCUCACUGACAGCACACAGAUCAAAACCGACAUUUUGGUUCAAGUUCUUCAGAUUCUGUUAAAAUCGAAGCUGCUGGUUUUGGAGGACGAGAACGCCAACGUGGACGAGGUGGAGUUCAAGUCCGACACCGUCAUCAAACUCUUCCUUGGAUAUAAGAAUAAGAAGCUGAGGGUGAACAUCAACGUGCCGAUGAAGACGGAGCAGAAACAGGAGCAGGAGACGACUCACAAGAACAUCGAGGAGGAUCGAAAGCUCCUCAUCCAGGCUGCCAUAGUGAGGAUCAUGAAGAUGAGGAAGGUCCUGAAGCACCAGCAGCUCCUGGCUGAGGUCCUGAACCAGCUGUCAUCCCGGUUCAAACCCCGAGUCCCCGUCAUCAAGAAAUGCAUCGACAUCCUGAUCGAGAAGGAGUACCUGGAGCGAGUGGACGGCGAGAAGGACACGUACAGCUACCUGGCCUGAGCGCCACCCGCCCUCCCCCCUUCCACCUGCCCGCCUGCCGCCGCCGGCUCUCCUUAGUUUAAUUUUAAUUUGUUAUCUUUUUUGUUUUUUAUUUUUUAUUUUAUGUCUGAGUAAUAAAGUGUGGAUCCCUCUGAGCGUGACCACCCUGAUGAUGACCGCCACCAAACCCGAGGGGGGGAGGGGCAGCUCGCUCCUCUCGCCUCAAGAGAUGAAGGAACGAAAACGCCCCUCCUGUCGGAACCGGGAAACCCCUUCUUCACGCUCGCCCGUCCCCGCCUCAUCGUGCGACUCGAACGCUCACUUCCUUGUUGUCAUACUGUAAAAAAACAACCACAGACUGAGAGGAAUAAACAAGCCCCGCCCCCCAAUCACCACCCCCAUCCCCUUUACAUAAGCGUGAUGAAAUAGCCUACAGCCAAUCAGAGGAGAGCCGCAUCCAAAGGUUUCUGCAUGCUACUGCCUACCUGCGCCACAGCGACCACGAAAAAGAUUCUCACGUAAGCAUAAAGAGCGGAGUCGCCCGGGCCGCUGCUGCCGCACGCCCACCAGGUCGACGCCGGUCCUGUAACUUAAAGUCCACCACUGCAUCGGAGGAGGAGGAGCCGCUGAGGUCGCGUCAGAGCGAGGUCGGUGGGUUCGAGCAGGAGUCUCUGUACCGGACGGUGGACAUUUGUAUAGUGUGGUUCAUUUUCUAAAUGUGUGAUGAAUAAAAACAAGGAAAGAUUUCUCUAA